Molecule: messenger RNA, 2083 nt
Organism: Metopolophium dirhodum (rose-grain aphid)
Lineage: Eukaryota; Metazoa; Arthropoda; Insecta; Hemiptera; Aphididae
Gene: CDC50
Product: cell cycle control protein 50A
Exons: 9
Coding region: 424-1488 (354 amino acids)
Cellular component (GO): endoplasmic reticulum; Golgi apparatus; plasma membrane
Source: RefSeq, a predicted model, not a curated record
UUAAUAGCUUAUAUUUAUAUAUUAUUAUGUUCCUGUCGACUAACGAUUUCUUAUAAAAAUAUAUAUAUAUCAUGAUGAUAUUAUAAUGUACAGUAAUAAAGUAAACUAUUUUUUUUAUAGUAAAGCUGUACACAGACACAAUACACCGUCGUUUGUCGAACUCGAAUAGUCUACCAAUUUGCCUCUACAACUGUCACUGAAUAAAUAUUAAUAUUUUGUGCAACUGCCCGAGUGCCGUAGUGGUGCCGCCCGCCGCAUUAUCACUUAGUUAAUAAUAUCGUACUGCUGUCAAAUAAUGAUGUGUUAUCAGUUAGCAUUGUCGAAUGUAGAUUCGCUGUAGUUAAUAGUUAUCGUAUUAAAAUUCGUCUUGUCGUUUGAACUACUAUACUUGUUAACAGUGCCUAUAACAGUAUUAUACACACAAUGUUGGAUUUACAAGAACCAAAGUCUAAAAAACCAGCUGAUACAGCAUUCAAACAACAACGGCUGCCUGCAUGGCAACCAAUUCUAACAGCACGCAAUGUAAUGCCCAUAUUCUUUGCAGUUGCCGCAGCAUUUAUUCCAAUCGGCAUAGGUUUACUAUACCUCACAAAUCUGGUUCAAGAAUUUACUCUUGAUUAUACCCACUGCAAAUCAAUUGAUGAUCCGAAACAGCGAUCUUGUGCAGAUAUCAUUGGUAGCAAUCGUAACAUGUCUUGUCAUUGCAGUAUUCCAUUUAAGUUGGAAGAAGAUUUUGCUCCUAAUGUUUACAUGUACUAUGGAUUAACCAACUAUUAUCAAAACCAUCGGCGUUAUGUAAAAUCAAGGGACGAUUUUCAGUUGCUUGGAAAACUAAGCAAAAAUCCAUCUAGUGAUUGUGCUCCAUAUGAUUAUCACAACAACAAGCCAAUUGCUCCUUGUGGAGCUAUUGCCAAUUCAUUAUUUAGUGAUAACUUAAUAUUGAUGUACAGUGAAAGAAUUGUUCCAUUGCUUCGAACACAAAUUGCUUGGAAAUCUGAUAAAAGUAUCAAAUAUCAUAAUCCAGAACAUUCAGAAGGAAAUUUGAAAGAAGCAUUUAAAAAUUUUGAAAAACCAAUUGACUGGCGUGUGAAUAUAUGGGAAUUGGAUAAGGAAAAUGAAUUGAACAAUGGUUUUGAAAAUGAAGAUUUGAUUGUUUGGAUGCGAACUGCAGCACUCCCGGAUUUUCGUAAACUAUAUAGGCGUAUUGAUCAUUCCAAGGAAUUUAAAAAUGGAUUACCUAAAGGACAUUACAAAUUAGUCAUAGAUUAUAAUUAUCCAGUAGCAGGCUUUGGCGGAACAAAAAGUUUGAUACUGUCCAACACUUCAUUUACAGGGGGCAGAAACUUAUUUCUUGGAUAUGCUUAUAUUGUUGUUGGAUGUUGCUGCUUUUUAUUAGGGUUAUUGUUUUUAGUUCUUCAUAUCAAAUAUAAACCCAGUGCAAAUACAGGAGAUAUUUCCGUUGUUUCGCCAUCAACAUCUUAUCAGUGAUUUAGCAUAGUUUUUUCUUUAUUGAAGAAAUAAUUCCUUGUGUUUUUUUGCACGUACAAAAUAUUAAAUUGGGCUGUGCUUCAAUUAGCAACUAAUGAGCUUUAUAAGACAAUGUGAUAUAUAUAAAAAAAUCAUACUUUAAUUUAUCACAAUUAUAUAAUCACAAUUGACCAAUAUCUAAUUUAUACUAAAAUGUACUUAUAAGUUAAACUAUAAUAGAAAUUAUUUUAGCAUAAAAUAUAUCUUUAGUACUUAUAACACCAUAUAACUUAAAUCAGUUGAAUCCAAUUACCAUUAUUAAUUUGUAUUAUUAUGUAUUACGAAACACUGUCACUGAAACAAGUCUUGAUAUUUGUUAAAAUUUGUUAUAAUAAUAAUUUGUUACCUUUAUAAAACAUUGUUGAGCUUUAAACUAUAUAUUUGCACAAUGUUUUAAUGUAAAAUGAAUAGUAAAUAAGGAUUUUAAGUAUGUGUCUAGUCAUAGGGGUUAACGUUUGUUAGCUGUUCAUAAGACUUAAUUUUAGAACAAUAUAAGCUUAAAGCUUAUUUUAUUAUUUGUUUACACUUAAACAUUAAACAAUAAUAUAUUUUAUGA